Molecule: messenger RNA, 731 nt
Organism: Aspergillus wentii DTO 134E9
Lineage: Eukaryota; Fungi; Ascomycota; Eurotiomycetes; Eurotiales; Aspergillaceae
Exons: 2
Coding region: 225-653 (142 amino acids)
Source: RefSeq, a predicted model, not a curated record
GACCCGGAUACCUUACUGGAUCGAAGACCGACGAUAUUGGUGCUCUAUUCAACUUCCAUGAUAUCUGCCGCGAUCUCUAUCCCAAGUUGUGUGUGAUCAGUACAGGGUACAACGUAUGGAAUAUUGGAAAGAGCGUGUUAUCCAAGCAUUUCGGGGAGCUUCCGGUUACGGUGCACCUCCGAGGCCUCCCGUCUUGAAGGCUUUGACUCAGCUGACAGAGAAUUAUGGCUCCGAGUCUGUCGAGAUUGAAGAGGUUGAAUCUACUAGAGGCCCCAGGCUGUUGUAUCUUCCAGUCAAUCCAUGGGAUUAAUUUGAAGCUGUUGCGAAACAGCACCGAAAACUUCACCAUCCGAACAAUAUGGGGUGGUUGGAGCCGUGAUGUCAAGCAUGGGCCUUCUCUGGGGAAAGGCGUCCAUGUCCUUUUCAAAGUCCUAUACGGUGGAUGUCAUCUUGCAGCAUGGAACUCAUUCUUUCCCACUCAAGCUGAACAGUGGGUAUGGAGAGGUUCUGCCUUGUUUCUCACCAUGGUCCCAAUAUGGGGAGCACUGUGGAUUCUAUGGUGGCAAGGCGUACGUUCACAGCGGAGGGCACUGUAUCUGAUCAAGGACGAGGAACUUGAUAUCAUUGCAAGUCCGUUUUUCUUUACAUUUUAGUCGCUUAUACUUUGGCGAGAUGUUUCUUUCUUGUUGAAGCUCUUAUCAGUCUGCGGCUAUUGCCUUCAGAAGCAUACU